AUGGAUUGGUUUCAUUGCAACCAGUGUUUCCGAAAGGAUGGGGCCCAUUUCUUUGUUACCAGCUGUGGCCAUAUUUUUUGUAAAAAGUGUAUGACUCUGGAAAAAUGUGCUGUUUGUGGAAGUCGUUGCAAGCAUCUGGCUCUUUCUGAUAAUUUAAAACCUCAAGAGAAGAAGUUCUUCAAAAGCCCCGUGGAGACAGCUUUGCAGUGUUUUAGUCACAUCUCUCAGGUAUGGCGUUUCCAGAAGAGACAAACAGAUCUUCUUAUCACUUUUUAUAAGGAUAGAAUUACAAAAUUAGAAGCAGCUGUGAAGGAGGCCCAGCAAACAAUGACUAGCCAAAACAAAGAGCUAUCAGUCUUGAGAAAGGAGAAUGGAGAACUGAAGAAACUUCUAGCCAUCCUAAAGGGAUCUCCAAGCAGCUACUACGGAAGCAGAUUAACCACACCUCGACCAGUGGGCAUUACUUCCCCAUCACAAUCAGUUGCUCCACGACCCAGUUCCCAGCAUAGCAGCCAAGUGGUCAGUCGCUCUUCUUCUAUGGAGUCCAUCCCUUAUACAGUGGCUGGCUUUGGUAAUGUGGAACAGGGACACAGAGGCCUGCGGGAAAGGAGCAUUUCCAGAGACUCUUACACUGAAACCCCUUCCCCAGGUUCAACUCAUAGCCUCUCCUACAGACCUUCACCUGCCUCCUCUGGACAGGGAGUUUCUUAUAGACCAUUCCUCAGUGGGGACUCAGGCCACACAAGAGUCCUCACUCCCAGCAAUUCUGGUCAGAGGGAGAGCAGAGCCACACCAGAGAAUCUUCCUGGUUUCCAUCUUCCGGCCUUACAGACAUUCUACCCACAGAGGCAGAUGGGAUUAGCCAGGAGAGAAGGAUGGAGCAUUUCCAGAUAG
Alexandromys fortis (reed vole) is the source of this 894-nucleotide messenger RNA. RefSeq names its product ring finger protein 212B (gene Rnf212b). Gene Ontology annotation, molecular function: SUMO transferase activity. The record is from RefSeq and is a predicted model, not a curated record. Gene Ontology annotation, biological process: homologous chromosome pairing at meiosis; protein sumoylation; reciprocal meiotic recombination. NCBI's taxonomy places the organism in Eukaryota, Metazoa, Chordata, Mammalia, Rodentia, Cricetidae. Bases 1 to 894 code for a protein of 297 amino acids. Gene Ontology annotation, cellular component: synaptonemal complex. The transcript is spliced from 14 exons.